Molecule: messenger RNA, 765 nt
Organism: Gastrolobium bilobum
Lineage: Eukaryota; Viridiplantae; Streptophyta; Magnoliopsida; Fabales; Fabaceae
Exons: 2
Coding region: 1-765 (254 amino acids)
Biological process (GO): DNA integration
Molecular function (GO): nucleic acid binding
Source: RefSeq, a predicted model, not a curated record
AUGUGUCAAAUGUCAGGAGCACGCAGACUUACACCUUGCUCCCCCAGAGGAAUUGUCUUCAAUGCUAUCCCCAUGGCCAUUCUACCAAUGGGGCAUGGACAUAUUGGGACCAUUCCCAAUCGCCAUGGGAGGGGUCAAAUGGUUGCUAGUAGCAAUCGACUACUUCACCAAAUGGAUCGAGGCAGAGGCUUUAGCCACGAUAUCAGCCAAAAAUUCAAUCAAAUUCUCCAAGACUUGCAUGUCAAACACCGAUACACAUCGGUUGAACUUCCACAAACAAACGGAUUGGCAGAAGCUGCAAAUCGAGUCCUCAAACGCGGAUUGGAAAGAAGAUUAGAAGCAGCUAAAGGAGACUGGUCCGAACAGUUAGACUUUGUGUUAUGGGGAUACAGGACAACCAAACAUUCAACUACGGGAGAAACCCCGUUUCGCAUGGUUUGCGGUAGUGAAGCCAUGAUCCCAGUGGAAAUUGGAGAACCAUCAUGGAGAAGGAUGUACACAAAUGAAGACAGCAACUCACAAGCAUUGCUUCAUAAUUUAGACGCAAUCGAGGAAGCGCGCAAAGUUGCGCAUGUCAAAGAAAUAGCGCUCAAACAGAGAAUAGAAACGUGCUAUAACUCAAAGGUUGUCAGACGAAGCUUCAACGUCGGCGACUUAGUCCUGCGCAGAGCCGACAUCGGCAAUAAGAACGCGUGGCAAGGUAAAUUGGCCGCAAACUGGGAAGGUAUCUAUCGCAUCUACAGCAAAACAGAUAAGGGGGCGUAA